CACUGUUCUCCCUGUCCCGUCAAUCCGCCUAGCGGCCACCAGGGGGCAGCAUCCGCACCAUACGAAACACGGAAGUCACGGAAGUCAUCGUCAUCGUUGUGUUGUUAUUGCUGCUGUUGUGCACAAAGCGAUAGGAUCCAGUACGAUCCAGCAGAUGCACAAUAACGCUCCCGUUUAAUAACCGGAGAUGGGCGGUCACGGCCUGAUGGGGGACGAGCCCGAGUCCCUGGACUACUCGGUCCAUGAGGCCUGGAACGAGGCCACCAACGUGUACCUGCUGGUCGUCCUGGUCAGCUUCGGCCUGCUCAUGUACGCCAGGAAAAACAAGAGGAAGAUCAUGCGCAUCUUCACUCUGCCUCCCGCCAGCACCCCAGAGCCCAACUUCUACGACAGCCUGCAGAAGGUCCGUCUGCGGCAGCAGCUGGAGAUGUACUCUCUGUCCAGGAAGUUCGAGCAGCCGGGCCAGACGGAGAGCGUCCAGCUCUCCAUGGAAUGAGACCAGAGAGCGCUGUCCAGCUGUCCCCCGAGCAGGUCACCGCUCGCUCAGCCCUACCCCUCACACCGUCUCCCCAAGCGAACCCUUCCAUGGAGCAUAGGGGUUGUGAAGUUGACCCCAAUGUCGACCGCUAUGGGGAGCCCUCCUUGUUUGGAGCUCUCUAAAAGGGUUGGUUCUGUACCACAAGAGAGCGCCCGUCAGGACGUAGAACAAUGCUCUACCCACAACCCCUCACUGCCUCCCCCCCAUCCCUUCCUCGACCAGCUCAGGUUACGGGGAAUUGUUGAUCCGUGCCGGCUCUCCAUGUGGCCGUAGCGGGAGGGUAGGUGGUUUCCGUUUGCUGUGUGGUGCGUAGUGAUGGUGUGAGGGCGAUGUCUAGGCUCCCCUUCAGUGGAGGGUCAUCUCAUAACUGGCAUUCCUGUGUUUCAUCUGCAUUUUGAAGGAUCUGCUUCGUAUCGUUGUUGCAUAUUAUUUUUGCGAUCAAGCCCUUUUUUGGGUUUUAAAAUAUUCUGUAUAUACAAAGUCAUUGUUUCCUAUAAUACUGUUGUCUUGCGUGAUUGGAUAUGUAAAUUGGCUUUGAGUAAAACAAUUUGAAGAUGGUGUAUUAAAACUAAUGAUUCAACCAUUUGGCAAUUUUUUUGGUGAGCCAAUGUAAGACUUGCAAUGGUUCUCCACCGCAAGUCUCAGAGCAGAGACCAACUCACCGUCCUUGAUUCUAAAAUCCUGCCAGCCUCUCAGAGUCCCUCACCAGUUAUUGAUGCCCAUAGCUUGUCCAGCCUUUUAUUUUUCAAGCAUAACCUUGUACAGAUUCUUUUGCAAACAAUAAGCAAAUAUACAAAAUGCGCCAGGCAUUAUAAAAAAUAUUCUUUACCAAUUGGAUUCAAACACUUCCAUAUUGCUGAUAUCUUCAAGAAAACAUUUGUAAACGGUAAAUAAAAAGCCAGCAAGUAGUGCCAAGUGUUCGAUAGGUUUCAACGUAUGCAGUAAGAAAGGCGUUCUGAUGGAAGGCUGUCCGGUCGUCUGCUCAGUGGACAGACGGUCUGUCCGGUCGUCAUCAGUGGCGGAGCAGCGGACAGACGUCUGUCCGGUCGUCGGGGAGCGCGCUGGCGUACGAGGACGUCCAGUCCCGGUUGAACACCCCGUCCAGCUGCCCCUGCAGAGUGGCCUGGCCGGGGCCCACGGCCGAGCCCGUCUGGUUCACCACCAGCCCCACGCCCGCCGUCUGCACAAAGUAGUCCUCCGACCAGUUGGACGUACCUGGAGCACAGCGCAGCCGUUAGCCUAUAUCGUCAGGGACCCCUGAGGUCAUCACCGCAGAGUGCACAGGCAAGCAGAACACUUUAAAGGGCGUCACGUGCGUUGUUAUAAGUGGAUCAGUUACUUUGCUGAAAUGGAACCACUUAAAUCUUGAUCUUGAGCCAGCCCUGGGCCAAAAUAACAGGUGAUCUUCAUCUGGGACGGCUGAUCAUGGACCAAAUUGCACCGAGUGUAACGUACAAUGUAAUGAAUCUGUGAGAUUUAUUUAGUGUAGUUAGUUAGGAAUUUAGUUCGUAUUGAAAAAAAGAUUAAAAUAGGUUCAUGUGCUAGUCCCAUGUUCCCUGGCCAAUAGAUUUAAUAAAAAACACUCAGGUUUAUCUUAUACAACCAGUUCCUGUGCAUGCCUGCCUGUGUGUGUGUGUGUGUG
This is a messenger RNA of Gadus chalcogrammus (walleye pollock), 2180 nucleotides long. It is a transcript of the gene smim19, whose product is annotated as small integral membrane protein 19. The record is from RefSeq and is a predicted model, not a curated record. NCBI's taxonomy places the organism in Eukaryota, Metazoa, Chordata, Actinopteri, Gadiformes, Gadidae. The transcript has 3 exons. Bases 188 to 496 code for a protein of 102 amino acids.